AUGUUCAGUAGUAACUAUGCUUACUACUUUCAGUUUUUCCCGAACGAUCUCAGCCGCACCUAUUGUUCUGCUGGAGAAUGGGGAAGUGGUGCUGGAAAGGGUGGAGGCGCAGGAGGUGCUGUGAGGGAAGCUGGAGGAAGCUUUGGUAAACUCCAAGCUGCUCGAGAAGAAGAAUACUUCAGAAAAUUGCAAAGGAAACAGCUGUUAGACUUGAAGAAACAAAUCAAUAAAGAAAUCUUACUCAAUCAAAAACUCAUACAUCAGCAUCGAGAAUCGAUAGCGAGAUUGGAAGACCGAAUUGCCGAACUUGUAGAACAAAAUGAAAGCGCCGAAUAA
Messenger RNA from Argiope bruennichi, 336 nucleotides. Its product is annotated as ATPase inhibitor mai-1, mitochondrial-like. The record is from RefSeq and is a predicted model, not a curated record. Gene Ontology annotation, biological process: negative regulation of ATP-dependent activity. The transcript is spliced from 5 exons. NCBI's taxonomy places the organism in Eukaryota, Metazoa, Arthropoda, Arachnida, Araneae, Araneidae. The coding region runs from base 1 to 336 and encodes 111 amino acids. Gene Ontology annotation, cellular component: mitochondrion. Gene Ontology annotation, molecular function: ATPase inhibitor activity.